AUGUCCGUGCUACUCUCGCACUCCUGCCUCCUCUGCUUCGCUUUCGGGUCGGUCCUCGUCCUCGUCUGCCCGCUUCUCGACACUCUCCUGCGAGUGAACGUGCCCACCCACGAAGCGCAGCUCUUCGUGCGCCACUUUGGUCUCGCAUUGCUUCUCCUCGGCGGAGUGUGCACACGGUCACAGCCAUUUGCUGCCGAGCUUGCGCCGCUGCUCCUGGUGUGGCACACGGCUGUGACCGCCGCCUUUGCUUGCGAGAUCGUCAUCCUUCGCGUGUGGAGCUCAUCGCCCACCGCACGCACCAUCGCCAUCGUCGCCACUCUGCUCCACGCGGCUAUCCUCUGCGAGGGCCUGCUUGAAGCGGCAGAGAGGAGCGCACCCUUGCUCACCACGCACGGCGGCAAGGCUGUCUCCUCGGCCGCAGCCAGCGGCACGGCAGCUUGGCAAUGCCUCGCCGCUGCCGCCGCCGCCGCCGCCGUCGCCGCUGUGGUGCCAGUGCGCGCCCGCCGCCGGCGGGAGAGCCUCUCUGGCGAGCUCGUCGUCAUCACCGGCGCCGGCGGCGGCAUCGGUCGCCACCUCGCCCUCGAGUUUGCCCGCGCCGGCGCGCGCCUCGCGCUGUGGGACAUUCGAGCAGAGGCGCUGGAGGCGGCCGAGUACUGCGCGAGCAAGGCGGCGAUGCCAGCUCCACGAGGGGCGGCGGUCGGCCAGCUCCACGAGUGCCUGCGCUGGGAGCUGCGCGCGCGGCAACCGCCGCACGGGCCGGACGCGCGGCACGUGCGCAGCCUGCUCGUCCAGCCGUACGCCGUGCGCACGCGGAUGAUUGACGGCGCCGCGCUGCUGGGCGAGGGAGGGGCGCCGUGCCACCGCCGCUUCGCCUGGCUGGGGCUGCUGCUGCCGCCGCUCCGCCCGGAGGCCGUCGCGCGGCGCGUCGUGCGCGCGGUGGUGGAGGGGGAGGAGCGGGUCUACAUCCCGUCCAUCGUCGGCUGGGCGCCCACGAUCCUCAACCUGCUCCCCGCGGCCGCGCGCGACGCGCUGCUCUCGGUGUGCGGCGCCGCCGACGGAAUGCACGGGUUCCGAGGUUGCGCGCCGCCGCCGCGGAGCUAG
Molecule: messenger RNA, 1101 nt
Organism: Emiliania huxleyi CCMP1516
Lineage: Eukaryota; Haptophyta; Isochrysidales; Noelaerhabdaceae
Exons: 4
Coding region: 1-1101 (366 amino acids)
Molecular function (GO): oxidoreductase activity, acting on the CH-OH group of donors, NAD or NADP as acceptor
Source: RefSeq, a predicted model, not a curated record